AUUGGUGUGGAUAAAUUAAUUUUAGCUGAAAUUAACUCACUAAUUCAUCUAAGAUAUCUGGCUCUCUAUCUAUGUGGAUGUGGUUCUGUCUCACCAUCGUCACUGAAGAAUCUUGAGGGUCUCAUAACAUUAAAGUUGACUUCAGACAAGGAUUUACAUUUGCCAAAAUAUUUUUGAAAUAUGAAAAGUUUGAGACAUAUGAUUAUCCACCACUAUGAUUGUGAUUCAUACCCAACAGUACGUACUCCAGUUAUUGAAACAAUUUUUGGUUUCUUACAGACUUUGUUUGAGAAUAAAGUCUUACAGACAUUAGAUUUGAAAACUUGUUUGACUACAAGGGAGGAGCAUUUAUUGAGGAAGCUUCCCCAUCUCAAAUAUUUGAGCUGUCUGGUCUCGCCAUCAUGUCCAUUUCCUGAAAUUCACAUUCUCCAUCAUCUUGAAUCUCUUUGGUUAUACAAUACUUGCAAUCAUGAUCCACAUUACCGUGGGAAUCCACAUCUUCUUAAUGAUCUUAAACUCACCAAGUUUCCAUCAAGUAUUAAGGAAAUAAAUUUGAAGGGUAUUACUCUUUCGUCGUCAGCAAUUUCAAUAAUUGCACAACUCUCCAAUCUUGAGGCUCUAAUACUAGCGUGUUGCAAGUUUGAGGAGGGUUUAGAAUGGAAUGUGGAUGAAGAAAUCCAAUUCCACAAACUAAAAUACCUCCAACUAGACCAUCUUAAUAUUAGAAUUUGGAAUAUUUGCAGUGAAGAGUCUUUUCCUUGCCUUGAGCAAGUAAUUUUGGAUUAUUGUGUGGAGUUACGGGAGGUGCCUUAUAGAUUGGCAGAUAUUUUAACAUUGGAACUACUCAGUGUGCGUAGCUGCCAUAAAAGCAGUAAAAGUCCAGCGAAGAAAAUUGAGGAAGAUGCACGAGACAUAGGAAAUGAGCAACUUAAUGUCGAGAUUAUAUCAAGUAAUCUAGCGACAGGGUGUGUUCGAAAAAGACUUCAGCAAGGGUUGGAACUGUUUUUUUUUUUUUUUAACGGAGGGAACUGCUUAAACAAUUUAGUUAAGAAGUGUGACUGUCAGACUGUGUGAGCAGUAAAGCAGUUUGAUGUGUGAACUACGUAAUUACAACUUGUUAUCACUUCU
Messenger RNA from Ipomoea nil (Japanese morning glory), 1128 nucleotides. Its product is annotated as putative late blight resistance protein homolog R1A-3. The record is from RefSeq and is a predicted model, not a curated record. Gene Ontology annotation, biological process: protein folding. The coding region runs from base 181 to 1074 and encodes 297 amino acids. NCBI's taxonomy places the organism in Eukaryota, Viridiplantae, Streptophyta, Magnoliopsida, Solanales, Convolvulaceae. Gene Ontology annotation, molecular function: alpha-tubulin binding. The transcript has 2 exons.